AACAGACAAAGAAAACCACAACAUCUUUUUUUCUUGCAGUUAUGAUGCUUUUCCAGAGGCUAGAGAUGUGCAUAGAGCUCAUAAGACUGUCGGUAAGGUUUGUCAUCAUUGUAGCCGAAGCAGUUGGCGUGGUCAUCCAGCAGAACGGUCCUCCUCAGCUAACAUUUACAUACCCUGGUUAUGGAACUGCUACUCCUUUUGUAGGCUUUAUGCCAUAGUUUUUAUCGUCCACUGUAUAUUUCUUUCUGAGACAACAGUUUUUGUAUAUAGUGAGAAGUUGGCAGCUUUAACUACUACUUCUUCUUCUUCUUCUUCUUCUUCUUUGGCAAGAUGGAAUGUAGUUACAUGCUGAAUUGAUGUUUCAAAGAAAUAACCAUCUUUGAAAAUUUA
Messenger RNA from Quercus lobata, 390 nucleotides. RefSeq lists its product as uncharacterized. The transcript has a single exon. Bases 42 to 218 code for a protein of 58 amino acids. Lineage: Eukaryota; Viridiplantae; Streptophyta; Magnoliopsida; Fagales; Fagaceae. The record is from RefSeq and is a predicted model, not a curated record.